AUGAGUAGCAACAAUGAUGGCUCUGAGUCCGUCGACCAGUUCCUUGCGAGGAUUGCCAGCGUUAAGGAGAACGACGAAGCAAGCGCAAAUACCCGGCGGAUGGACGAAGAGUUUCUAAAAGGUCGGCAGGAGCGACAGGCAAGACGACUGGACCUGACACCCUCUACCAUUGCGACCUCAACCCAAGCCAUAAACCCUCCCAUCGAUUUCAGCCCUCAAGCACCCAUCCUGACCCGAUCUAAUGCCGUCAAUGGCAGGACUUCACCUACAAGGAGCACAGAUGCGCCUCGUGUACGUGCUAUCUCUACUUCCCCUAAAGCAGAACCAGCAUCAGCAUCACCUACGGCCACAGGUCUAGCCCGUAGUGGAACUUUGUCGUGGCAGCAAAGACCAGCCUCAAGAGAUGGCCUUCGUCAACGUCCUCUUUCAGCUUUCGCACCCUCGCGUGGUGCAACUCGACUCCCUACAGAACCCGAAAAGGAUGCAGAACCGAGCCGCGCGGACAUUGCAGCUUCACUUGCUCAGAAAGAUCCUGCUUGGUUCCGUCAAACACAAGAGAGGGGAACAAGCUCGGCUGCUUAUAGAAAGAAUCAGGUCGAAGACACGCCAGAGGCUCCUUUGGCAAGAAGCAUGCAAUUGCCAGGCCUGUCGCAGUCUCGUGAGCCCUCGAAAAGUCCAGCUCCCGAACGGCGACCGGAUCAGCCCACUCGAUCGAGUGCGGACACAGUUCAAGAAACCGACAGAUUCAAGCGUGGCACUACUCCUGAUAUCGCCGCUCUAAGGCUGUCUAUGAUAGAGAAACCUCUCACCACUAAACACUCUAGUCCGGAGAAUGCUGUGAUUCAACCACCGUCUCUAGAGACCCCUAACCUUGAUGCCUCUGUUCCAAGUCUCGCGCGGUCAUCGAGCACGUUAUUGCACAACCGUCCACCUUCACCUACCAAAGGCCUAGGAGGCUUUGUGGAAAGCGCUAUGAUGAGGCGAUCAGACAGUGUCAGCAAAAGGUGGAGUGUUAAGGAUAGCAGCGGGCUCAAGAGAGGCGAUUCUGUCGCGGGUGGACGACCAGUCUCCUUGCACAGUAGGGGUAUAUCAAGAGACAUACACUCCUCUCGUGCCGAUACUCCCUCCUCCCCACUUGCAAAUUCUCGUCCAGGCUCGAGUCACAAACAGGAGCCUCUCGCUUCUCCAGAAAUAGAAAGCACAACCAAUCUCCCAAGCAACCCCACCGAGACAGUCAAGGAGGAGCUCAGUCAAGCAUCUCCCAAGCCUAAAGAAGUAACUCCCAUCGAUACAGCAAGACCUCGUACACCUACAGACAAUUCGUUACUAUCGCGAAGUCCCUCAAAGACAAUGGAUCCGAGGAGAUGGAGUCCAACCAAGUCAACCUGGUUAGAAAGUGCUCUGCAGCAGAAACCAGAGACACCCAAGCUUCAGCCUCUGAAGGAAGAGCAACCUAAGUGGAAGGUUGACCUUCAGAGGUCGAAAUCAAGAGCUAGUCGCGAUAUAUCACCUGAGAAGCCCCAAAAGCUGGAGAAGCAACCAGGAUCGCCAAUACUGCUUCAGUCAAAAUCCAUUGUUGCCUCGCCAGUUGUCCCUGCUGCUGCAAAUUCGAGCUCAACUUCAACGCCUAACAUGCCAAAGGACUCUGCUGAGUUGCCACCUGAAGCGCCACAAACUGCUUCUUCGAAAGGAUCGCAAGCUACUGGUUCUGUGCACGUAGAAAAUGAAGAGAGUGAUGUCGUACAAGACGAGGAACCAGCGAACCAGAAAAAACUCAAAGAUACAACGUCAAAUUCUGCUUCAAGGCAGCUUCCUGUUUUGAAACCGAAACCUCAAACACCACCGAAGACGGACUUCCGAGCCACUCUAAAAUCUCGAACUCAAGGACCGACGACAAAUACUGGCGAGGAACCAGAGUUCAGAUCGAUGUUCGGGAAACUGAAGAGAACCACGACCCAGAAUUAUGUCGCCCCAGAUGAGUUGAAGCAUAAUAUCAUGUCGGGUAAAGCAGCACUGAACACAACAGGUGGCCCUGUCAAGACGAAGCGGAUUGACGAGUUCAAAGAGAGCAUCCUCGCUAAGAAGGAAGAGAUGAGAGCUGCAGGUCCGUUGCCUGUGCAGCGACCAGACCAGAAGGACAAAAUAGAGUUCGAUGUGCCAGAAGCGCUGGCCAGACGUAAAACACUCUCGAAAGGAAGCACUACAGAUUCUGUCCGGGUCAAGACCAGCCCCUCCGAUCAAGCCUCUAGACCUGAAAAACCUGCACUAACGCCGAAGCCUUUGACUACCAGGAGGCAGGAAAUGUCGUCUGACAAGCAGACAACUCCUACGACCGUGAUCGCUGUUAAGGACAGCAAACCGAAGUCUGUGCCAGGCAAAAUGGAGCAGCACACUACCCAGAAGAAUGUCUCGAUAGCAGACGAAGACAAACUUGUGCCAACAAUACAGUCCACGGAGUCGACACAUACUCCUGCUGCUCUAGCCACGUCGACAAACCGUUCCACACAGGUACAAGACGCGAUGCAGCCUCCUGUACUGCGAGCUCUAAAGUCUAGUACACAGCCCACUUCAUCAAAUGCUACUUCGACGACCUCGAUCGAUUCACCAGCGCUCACAGGACUACCAGCUGGUAGCAAGCUUGCGUCACGACUCAAUCCUAACCUUGCGGCCAUGCUUUCCCGUGGUUCUAGCCCUAAACCCCAAACAACUUCUAAUGCUGCCAACGAGGAUACAACUGCAGCGCCUGCCAUCGUCUCCUCGCAGGCGGCAGCUCAAGACGAUGGCUCACUUACUCACAUGACUAAAGGACGCGCAAAGGGUCCUAAACGUCGAGCACCAAAGACAGAAGCAGCUGUACCCGAGAGACCAAUACGCGUACUGUCCGAGCAGCCGAUCGUGGCCAAAUCCGAAGACAAGUUGACUUCGAAGAUCACGCCAAAGGAGAAAGAGUCGUCACCUGUAGUGACUCGACAAUCAUUCAAGCAAACAGUCACCAACCCGAAACCUUCGAUUGCCUCGAGUGUCAAGGUUCCUGCCGUUGACAAAAACAUCUCUCUAGCACCUGUGCUCUCGCAAGAAAUAGUCCAGCCAAAGACUCCAUCCAAACAAACGCCCAGUCUCGAUGAAGUAUUCGAGAAGAAUCUUCAAAGUGAGCAAACCACUACCAAGAGCUUAGCGGUAGAGUCGAAAUCGAAGCCAUUGGUAGCAAGCAAAUCUCCUGAGCUGAGAAAAGUCUCGAGCCCGCCCAGCUUCACUGGGAGGCUAGCAGUGAGUCCCAAACCUGUCACACCUCCAAAGCCAGCCUCAGAGACAAUUUCGAAACCCAUACCCAAACCUGAUGCAGCAAGUACGCCCGUAGCUACACCUGAAUUGGGCAAAGACAAAUCUACAGAGAUGGGGAAGGCUGGCCUAACGAAAGUCUUAGUAAAGAAGGAGAUUCGACCUCUUCCAAAACCCGAAAAGUCUAGCAGUAUUCAAGGUCUUGGCUUAAAAAUGACCCCAUCACCACAGCCUCCCAAGCUCUCACCAAAACCAAGAACUCUCACACCACCUCCUGAUACUGACAUGCGCAUAAGUGGUCAUGAAUUUACAGCAAUCAGAGACGUUCUGGAGGAUUAUGUAGGUUCAAUAACAAAGGACUGUGACAGAGCUGAGUUCGACGCUCAACGGUUCUUGGAAUCGACGAGACAGGUGCAGAGCAGGACAAAGACCACGCAACACACUGUUUACGAAGUCUCUGGGGAUGGUAAGAAGACACUUGUUCCAUCAGAGCAUCAAUAUAUUCUCUAUGAGGACGCAAUGUACUUAAUUGCACACAGAUACACUACGGAAAGUGGAAGUGCCACUGCGGAUGUUCAUUUGUGGUGUGGCGGCCGUGUCUCUGACGCGGCCAUAGACGAUGCGCAGGUUUUCUGCCGACGAGAUGCACGAGAACACAACACAAAACUAGAUGUGGUUAGACAAGGUAAAGAGAGCGCAAGCUUUAUGCAAGGAUUUGGUGGAAUACUUAUUGUACGACGUAGCAAGUCUUCUGCUCUCUAUAUGCUGUGUGGAAGGAGACACCUCGGCCACAUCGUGUUCGAUGAGGUUGAUAUGGAUGCUGGCAAUCUGUGUCCUGGCUUUGCCUUCUUAGUAUCUGCAGCAUAUGGAAAGCUAUAUCUAUGGAAAGGUAAAGGUGCGGGUGUCGAUGAGAUUGGUAGCGCCAGACUCAUUGGCAUGGACCUUGGUUUGACAGGUGAAAUCGAGGAAGUCGAUCAGGGCUCUGAAUCGUUAUCUUUCUGGGAGGCACUUGGUGGCAAGAAGCAACAACAUUGGUCUAGUGUUUGGAAUCAACGAUCAGAGACGAGCGGCCAUCAUUCGGCGCUGUACCGUGUCGAGCACGAACGACCAGGCAUGCUCACAAGUCUAGCGUCCUGGGGGCUCAAGCGAGCUGCGUCUCCAGCAAAGCAACAGCUCAAGGCCACUUGCGAACAGCUUCAGCCAUAUUGUCAAAGCGAUCUCGACACGCCUGCCAUUCACAUUCUUGACAACUAUCGUUCGCUGUACGUCAUAUUAACACGGCAAUGUACCUCGAAGGCGGCAGAAUUUGUCACAGCACUCUCUAUCGCGCAGGACAUCGCCAUGCUGUCUCCGGCUAUACAGGAUCGACCUGUACUUCCGACAUGUUAUGUGGUUGCUGGUAACAUGCCUAACGAUGUCAAGGCAUGCUUUAGGAAAUGGAGUGCCCUGGAGAGCGCUUCAGUGGCAGGUAAAGACUCGAUCUGUGUACGAGUCGAGGAGGUAAUGGAGGCAUUGGAGUUAUGA
This is a messenger RNA of Lithohypha guttulata, 4803 nucleotides long. RefSeq lists its product as uncharacterized. Gene Ontology annotation, molecular function: actin filament binding; phosphatidylinositol-4,5-bisphosphate binding. Gene Ontology annotation, biological process: actin filament severing; barbed-end actin filament capping. The transcript is spliced from 2 exons. Bases 1 to 4803 code for a protein of 1600 amino acids. The record is from RefSeq and is a predicted model, not a curated record. Lineage: Eukaryota; Fungi; Ascomycota; Eurotiomycetes; Chaetothyriales; Trichomeriaceae.